AUGACGAUCAGUGGCCUCCGACGACUGCGUAAUGAAAACCGAGAAGGAUCAAUUGCAGAGCUGAGCUCGUUGGGUGGACUGGAUAUUGACACUGCGACUCUCAACCUGGGCCCGACAACACGACCCACUUCGACCUCUGACGCCCCCCUCCGCACUAUGGUCGAUGCCAUCGAUAUGCACAAAGCCUUGUUUCCGUCAGAAGUCAAACGACUUGUUGAAGAGGCAGCAACAAACACGGACCGGCUCAGUGCAUUUUUCAGCAUUACGGAUCUGAUGCAGCAUGAGACGAAGAUGGAAACCCAUGCGAAGACGUGUAUGUUGCUGUCGACUUGCCUUAAAGCCUUCCCUGGGAUUGCACUGUUUCCUGUGGACGAAACCGAUGUCUACCAGCCACCUCCUGGCUCGGCGUGGUAUGCAAAGCGACGUGAUAUCGAGGACUCAUUACUGAGAAACUUACGAAAAUACAUUCGGUUCUCAGAGCACUUUGUCCGAAAACCUCCACGCUACGAAGAAAAGGUUCACGUAGAGCUCAAUAAGUUCCAUGCCUUCGCGGACAAAUUUUUUGACUUGUCUUCCAAGCUCUCAAAUUCUAACGAGAGGCUUCGUCUUAUGGAGCUGGUGGACAGCUACGAACGAAUGAAGUUGGAUCGUCUGAAGAAGCGGGAGGAACGCGCCAUCAUCCGCGCAGAUAGGGCCGCUCGUAAACUGGAACGAGAGCUAUUGAGGCAGAAGCGGGACGCUGAGUUGCACGCGCCAGUAGAAAUAGAAAUAACUUGA
Messenger RNA from Mycena indigotica, 777 nucleotides. RefSeq lists its product as uncharacterized. Lineage: Eukaryota; Fungi; Basidiomycota; Agaricomycetes; Agaricales; Mycenaceae. The record is from RefSeq and is a predicted model, not a curated record. Bases 1 to 777 code for a protein of 258 amino acids. The transcript has 4 exons.